Molecule: messenger RNA, 786 nt
Organism: Colletotrichum siamense
Lineage: Eukaryota; Fungi; Ascomycota; Sordariomycetes; Glomerellales; Glomerellaceae
Product: putative oxidoreductase
Exons: 3
Coding region: 1-786 (261 amino acids)
Source: RefSeq, a predicted model, not a curated record
AUGGCGUUCCACCCAGACAGUCUCCCCGAUCUCGAGGGCAAGGUAUUUAUAGUGACAGGGGGGAACUCUGGCAUAGGCUACCACACCGUUGCUCGCCUUGCGGAACAUGGCGCUCAUGUCUACAUGUGCGUCAGGUCAUUGGAUAAGGGUGCACGGGCAAUCGCUGAGAUUAACGAAAAAUGCCCCUCGGCGAACGUUGACCUCUUGCAAAUGGAUUUGACGGACCUCGCCACCGUUGUUGCAGCCGCCAAAUAUUUCCUCACUCUCGAAACAACGCUGCAUGGAUUGGUCAAUAAUGCAGGGAUCAUGGCCACACCCUUCGAGAUAACCAAGGAUGGACACGAGGCCCAGUGGCAAGUCAACUACCUCGCUCACUGGGUCUUGACGGAACAUAUGCUUCCUUUGAUGCUACAAACAUCUAAGAAUCUCGCCCCGGGCAGCGUACGCAUCGUCAAUCUUACUUCAUCGGGCCACUUGGGAGCACCCAAGGGCGGGAUUAACUUCAACGACCCAUCCCUAAGAGAAGGGAAUACUUGGACACGAUACGGACAGAGCAAGCUUGCCAACAUUUUGCAUACAAAGUCUCUGCAUGAGAGAUAUGGGCCCGGCUCUCGCAGUGCACGAAAUGAAGAGGGCGAGAUCUGGGUUACAUCCGUACACCCUGCGUCUUCUGCGCGGCAAGCGAGGAUAUGGAAGCUGAACAAGCCGGUGGCUACUUGGAAAUAUUCCGGCGAUUCGGAGAGCCUAGAUGGCAGAGUAGCGCAGCAAAGGAUGUGGGGCUUCUAA